Molecule: messenger RNA, 1539 nt
Organism: Ascochyta rabiei
Lineage: Eukaryota; Fungi; Ascomycota; Dothideomycetes; Pleosporales; Didymellaceae
Product: Bleomycin hydrolase
Exons: 3
Coding region: 1-1539 (512 amino acids)
Biological process (GO): L-homocysteine catabolic process; response to toxic substance; proteolysis
Cellular component (GO): cytoplasm
Molecular function (GO): cysteine-type aminopeptidase activity
Source: RefSeq, a predicted model, not a curated record
AUGGGUGCGAACCAGUCGAGACCGUCCGAUGCUGCUGUCAACGAGAAGCUGCGAGAGCGCCUGCAAGCUCUCCACCUGAACGAAGAUCGAGCUACGAGUGAAAAAGAUGGGUUUGUGCAUGUCGCUGGUGAUGCUCCACCUAAGUAUACACCACUCUCAAGGCAGACGAAGAAUGUCUCUAUCAAAGACGUCGAGGAGUGGGAAAGAAGGGUCAUGGAAGACCCUAAGAACCGCCUUGCUCUACUAGCUCUAAGCUCGAAUCCAGCAACUGCUGUCCUAUCCUCUCGCGCAGCUGCAAUCUCAGACACCAACCAGUUCAACAUCAAGAUUCCCAUUGAAGGCUCGCCAAUCACAAACCAAGCUUCAUCGGGCAGAUGCUGGCUCUUCGCGUCUACCAACGUGUUCCGCAUCGCCAUUAUGAAGAAGUACAAGUUGGAUAACUUUCAGCUGUCCCAAGCAUAUUUAUUUUUCAUGGAUAAAAUGGAGAAAGCGAACUACUUUCUGGAGAAUGUUCUUGAGACAGCGUCUGAGAGCAUCGAUAGCCGCCUGGUACAGGCUUUGCUGGCAAGUCCAGUUGGUGACGGAGGACAAUGGGACAUGGUAGCCAAUCUGGUGGAAAAAUACGGACUGGUUCCUCAAACGCUUUACCCGGACUCUUUCAACGCCAGCAACUCGAGAGUGAUGGACAACCUCAUCACCACUAAGUUGCGGGAGGAUGCUGUUCGACUGCGUUCCAUCGCAUCCAGCAACGCCUCGCCCAAUGCCAUCAAGGCAAGCAUCGCAGCCGAGAAGGCCACAAUGAUGCGCGAGAUCCACUUGAUCCUCACAUUGAUGCUUGGACCACCACCUGCGCCAGAGAAGGCCUUUACGUGGGAAUUCUACGACCGCGAUGGUAACUUCCAAACCGUGAAGACACGCCCGACUGCCUUUGCAAAGGAACUAUCAGACAGCAGGACCGUACGGGCUCUUUCAGGCACAGAUGUCCACCAGCUCUUCUCUCUCGUCAAUGAUCCUCGCAACCCCUACAAUCGCUUGCUUAGCGUCAACCGCCUGGGCAAUGUGUGGGAAGGUCGGCCAGUCACAUACGUUAACACAGACAUGAAGACCAUCAAAGAUGCGUGCAUCGCAAUGCUCAAACGCGGCAUGCCUGUGUUCUUCGGCUCAGAUGUUGGUAAAUACUCCGACUCAGCCAAGGGCAUUAUGGACACCGAUCUUUUCGAGUAUGAGUUAGGCUUCAACAUCAAGCUAGGCAUGUCGAAGGCCGAGCGUCUGCAGACCGGCGAGAGCCAGAUGACGCAUGCUAUGGUGCUGACGGCCGUGCAUGUUGUCGACGGCAAGCCUGUGAGAUGGAGGGUUGAGAACUCUUGGAGCGAAAGGGUGGGCGAGAAAGGGUAUUUUGUGAUGAGCGACAAGUGGAUGGAUGAGUUCGUGUACCAGGCGGUGGUGGAUCCAAGUGUGGUGAGCUCGACAGUGAAGAAGGUGCUAGAGCAGAAGCCGAAGAUGCUUGAGCUUUGGGAUCCUAUGGGUGCUUUGGCCUGA